Molecule: messenger RNA, 4275 nt
Organism: Caenorhabditis sp. 36 PRJEB53466
Lineage: Eukaryota; Metazoa; Nematoda; Chromadorea; Rhabditida; Rhabditidae
Source: the annotation of a GenBank genome assembly
AUGUCGCAAUCAACGCAACGUUCUUCGAGCACCAGCGCUGUGGCUCAAAAGACACGAGAAAGACGUAAGUUGGUGGUCCCUGGUGUAUGUGACUGAUAAAACACUUGAUGAGGAAUGUGCACUGAUCCUCUUUGGACCUAACCGGAAGUUUGAGAUUUCUAGCAUCACGUCAUUCCAUUGAAUUUCCUCGAAUUGAUCAAGGGUUCAAGAAGUCAAACAACUAUUCAUUUCCCUAAGAAAGGUCAUUUCCCGUGCCCUUUGCCCUUUCGAGUUCAAAAUGUUUAAUUUUGAAGAGCAUCUUUCUCGCCCUUCAAUUCUCUUUGAAAAAGUGCAUCCGAUGCUUCUGAGGGGCUGCUCCCUCCUUCUUAGGAAACAAUUUUCAAUUCCAAUUUUAAUUUCUCUGAGAAAACAGGAAAAGUAUUGCUUGCUGCAAGUUGUAUCGAAUGCUCAACCCAGAAUCAUAAGAGGAAUAAAUGCGUAGAGAAAGUGUACAGCUGGUCGCAGACAAUACUAAUCCCAUCCUUGUUUAUUCCGUCUCACACGUCGUUCCGCGCGUUCCCUUCUAAUUGCAAGCGAGCGGGAACGCAAAAUAAUGACAAACAGAAAAAGCCGAACAAUAUUUCAGGAAAAUCAAAGUCCCGUCGUCGCUGCUGGUUUGGAUGUCUGUGGCUGUCGUCUAGGGUUAGCCUCAUCCGCUCUUCCGGUCGAUCUUCGAGGUGAGACACACACAAAAUUCUGUUAGAAAAGAACACAAAAGUGGCGCGGAGGUUUUUUUUUUGCAAUUUUCCGACGGAGUGAGCACGGAAAGACUCACGACAAAGUGGAUUAGUUAUCCAGUGGAACGGAAAACUCAAACGAAAUCAACACGUUUUUGUCUGUGUUGUUGAAUUUGGUGCUUGUCCAAUGAGUUCAGCGACCUGUCACCAGCAUAAUGUUGUCAUUCCAGAAGUCCGGAGCCCGAUGAAAACUUAUCGGUGGUUGACAGAGUUUCGAGCAUUAUUAACGAGAAGCCGCUCAAGAUGGCCCAUGUUUCAAGAGCUGCUCGGUAAGCGAACUAGAAAAUAUGCGCAUGAGGUGUUCAAAAUCCCAUUUCCAGACUAAUCCAUGAGAUCAGCUUCGCCGAUCGUAAGCAGUUUAUUGAUUGCGGAGUUAUCCAUCAGCUUUUGGAGUUGAUUGGCGAGACGGCAAUCUCGGAUAGUAAUGCAACAUCGUAAGUGGCAGGGAUCACGAUUCCGUAAACAAAUAACAAUAAUCGUAAUAAAUUUGCAAAAAACAAUCGGCCGGGGCAGAGCGAGUCAAAACAAAGAACACUUUCGCUCAGGGAACUGACUGCAUUCAUUUCGGAAAUCUAUUGUGUGCUAGUGUUAGCUAGAAAGGAAUGGUGUCCGGUUACCGAGUAUCACGGGGAGAGGAUGUUUUUAUUUUUCUUUUCACGGGAAAAGUUUAUUCAUUCAUAGAAUGAGAACGAGGUCUCGAAUUACAAUUUACCACAGUAAUUGUCUUGCGGCUUUCGACCAACGUUUUGGGGCGCUUUCGACGCAUCAUCAUUUGAAGAACAAACAUUUGCUCAUUAGAGAACAUUUUCACUAAUGGAACAUUUACAUUGAGUUUCCAGAUCGAGAAGCAGCUCGGAUGAGCAGAAACGGCGGACUCGUCGCAAUUCAUCCGCCUCGUUUUCCCACAAAGGAACCGGAUAUGGAACCGGAUCCACCAGAUCGCGUUGGGAUAUUGAGAGAACGGUAAAUGGAGUUGAAGGGCAUGUGUCGUGUAUCUUUUUCUAAAAAGAAAACUAUGGGGCAGCUGUUGGGGCAUUCAAAAAAGAAACGAGGAACAGCUUUUGAUUGAUUACCCGACGGCUUUUUAAAAAAGUUUUGCCUCAGAGUGGGGGUUGGUCUCUUAUUCUUCUCUUUCUUUUCAAGUUCACAGCAAGGGGUCCGACUUUCAGGUGGAAGAGAAGUUGAUCCGAGAGGAGCAUCUUACUUGGCUUCUUGGAGUUCUCAAUGCAUUCAUGUUGGGACAUUCGGUCUUUGAGUGCAUCAAGGCGAAACCUGAGGAACUAGUGCACAUGACGGAAAACUCGAUUUCAUUGAUUGCUGAUUCUUCGAUUUUGAGCAUUUUGGAGUACAACUUGAGAAACGACAGUUUUUUUGAUGUCAGCGAGCACAUUGAAAUCUAUCAGGUGCAUAGGCAAUAUUGGAUUUGGUGCUUGCAACUUGGGCUUUUUUCAGGCUCUUUUGGAGACAGCUGCCGCAAUGGCUGCUUGUCCAGGUCUAGUUCCACACCUUGUGAAGCCUUACACACCAAAUGCCAAAUCAAUUGCAAAGGAACUCAUUCCACGCUUCAAGGACAACAUUUUGGCGAUACAAGCACGUUGGGGAGGCACUCUUGAGGAGACCAACUUCAGAAUGGCCGACUUCUCCACGAAAGUAACCCUUCUCUCUGACGUACGUUUCACUUUACGCAAAACACUUUCAUACGCCUUUUUUCAGUUUGUGAUUGACGCCGCUCGCGCCUACGAGCAGACUCUGCCACCGGAACAACGUAUUCAGACGGCCACUCAUCGCCGUUCGUCGCACAUUGGCCACACCUCGAAGAUGUCGGAAGCAAAGGACGAAGAGGCCAUCUACAAGACCAAGAUGCAGGAGCUCCAGUUACAAACUGCCAAGUAUGCGUCUUUUUGCAGCAAAAGAUAGUUGGAAUUAAAGAGAGCGCAGGUCUCAGCUUUUCAUUCGAACAUGUUUUAUUCAUGCUGAAUUGAUGUGACUAUUAACUUGUCGAAUAUUCAAAGUGCGCAAUUCCCUGAAAAAGUUGAACUGAGUGUUCUUUCAUAUUUAAUCUUUUCAGGUUUAUCGGGGACUUUGGCAAGCUGUGUGUUCCGUAUGCUUUCCGAAAAGAGGCAAAAAACAUCAAUCCGUUCAGCCCUCAUCUUCGUGAUCGGUGAGCUAUGGGGAACCAAAGAAAGGAAACCACAGGAUUGUAAACUGAAGAGGGUCGUAAAAGCGGGAAAAGAGAAAAGCCGAGAUAGUUGAGUUGAGUGCUCCAAUUGAGAAUUGUUUUUUAUUUAUGACCUUGUAUAGUAUUGAAUAAUAAAUUGUACUUGCUUGCCAAUUACGAAAUUGAUAUACUUUCAGCACAAAGAGAAUUGCUAAGGAAUUGGCUUCGAUUGCCAACGCACUUCCAUUGAAUGCCAGCAACAGUAUUUACGUUUGUUACGACGAGGGACGAGUGGAUAUCAUCAAAGUAUUGAUAUCGGGACCCGAUGACACCCCGUAUGCAAACGGACUUUUUGAAUUUGACAUAUUUUUCCCAACCGGAUACCCGUUCGCGCCGCCAAAAUGCGCGUUCCUAACAACCGGAUCGGGAAACGUCCGUUUCAAUCCGAAUCUGUAUAACGACGGUAAAAUCUGUCUUUCUAUUCUGGGAACAUGGGAAGGACGGCCGGAGGAGAAAUGGAAUCCGUACUGUUCUUUGAUGCAGGUUCUUGUCAGCAUUCAGGUAUUAACAGUGAGAGCAGCUUUCGGUAAUCAAAUCGUGGGAUUUAGGGGCUAAUCUUUGUGAAGGACCCGUACUUCAAUGAGCCUGGAUUCGAGCGUUACCAAGGGACCGAACGGGGCGAUGAGUACUCGCGCAAGUACAAUCUCCAGAUUGAGCACGCGACGCUCAACUAUGCGAUUAGGGAGCAAUUGAAAAAGCCGUCCGAGCACUUUAAGGUAGACAGACCGAAUUGCGUAACGUUCGAAACGUGUUGUUCAGGAGGUCAUUGAGAAGCACUUGUGGCUGAAGAAAGACGCGAUUCUGAAGCAGGCGCAUGACUGGAUUAUGAAUGUCCGUCAAGAUUUUGGCGAUGAGAAGCACAACAAGAGAAAGGAUGUGUUCGCGUUUGAGACCGGAUUCAACCCACUUACACAGGUAAGAAAGAGAUACAUUCCACGUCACAAGAAUCUAUUUCAGGAGCGUGUCAUCCAAAAUUUGAUCCAGGAACUCAGUGCAAUGACUUCUCCGUUUGCCAAGGAAGAAGCCGAGGAAGCAGAGAGGAAGGAGAAGGAACGUUUGGAGGAAGAAGAGCAAAAGAAGAAGGAAGAGGAAGCGAAAGCUGAGCUCGAAAAGGAGACUCGUCAACUUCAGCUGGACGUUCAGCGCCGACGGUCCAGUGUUGCUGCGACGUUGAUCACGCAGCCAUCAGAAGGUAUGCAAAAUGUUUAUCAAGUUCUAUUUUCUUAUUUUCAUAUUCCAGAAAGCUCAGCCACCGAAGAAGGAUCUUCUACGUCAUCUUAA